UCUUUCUUCUGCGUUUGGGACUUCACGAGUGCAGACGUGUUACGUGGUGUAGUGUACAGACCAAUAUUAUACAGUUUGUUAGGUUAUUAUUGUGAUCAAGAUGAGCAUGAACUUCACUUCUGACGAAGAAAUAGAUGCAUGUUGUGUGGUCGACAACACUGUGCGUUUAGUCGGCUAUGUUGAUGAUAUCAUCAGCAUCAAACCUGUGGGGAAGAUGGAAAAAAAACUCUACAAAAUAAUUGUUAACAAUGGUUCAAACCGUCGCGUUCGAGUUUUGUUCUGGAAGGAUUUCGCAUUAGAAUGGCAUUCUCAAAUCACCAGCAACGUUAUUAUUGAUAUUAAUCGAGGACGUCCCACAUUAGUGAAUCAAACGUAUGUAGACCUAUCCGACGGCUUGGCACCAAUGGAAUUAACUAUUGUUAAAUGCACGAAAGUCAAGUUGGGUCCAACUUAUUCAGCCAAUGCAGCUACACCGGUGGUAAUUAAAGAGAUUUCAAUUCAAGAUUUUCAGAAUACAACUGAAAAUGCAUUUUAUAUUACAGCCUAUGUAAAAGUAGUAUUUGAAAAUAUUACUGCUGGUGGAUCAUCAUAUGGUUGCGGUGCAAUUGCUGAUGGAACAACAAAAAUUGUUGUCAAAAUUGCGGUAUUCGAUCAAGAUGAAAAUAUUGAAGUUGGAAGCACUGUCAAGAUUCUCGGAUCAAAAAAAGAAGAUAAAAAUGGAAAUAUGUUUAUCCAGGUCAACGACUCAAAUGAUAUUACCCUGAUACACAAAGAUCCUGUAGAUGAAAACAAGAUUCGUGGUUUCAGGACUCCUAAAAGAUCAUACCGUUCACCAUUAGCUGUUCUUGAUGACGCAAAUAAACAGAAAACAAUUUAAAAAACUAUUUUUUUUUUAAAGAAAAGAUUGCGGUUAUAUAUUAUUAUAAGUAAGAAUGACAGUAUUCUUGCAGUAUUCUAAACUAACUAAUUACUAGAUUACUAAAAAAUAAGAAGAAGUGAU
Messenger RNA from Chelonus insularis, 1000 nucleotides. RefSeq lists its product as uncharacterized. The transcript has 5 exons. The coding region runs from base 101 to 877 and encodes 258 amino acids. The record is from RefSeq and is a predicted model, not a curated record. Lineage: Eukaryota; Metazoa; Arthropoda; Insecta; Hymenoptera; Braconidae.